AGAGCUGUGGGACGAUGCCCUCCGCGACGGACCUCCCGAGGUCCUCCGAGCUGUGAUACAACGGGCUCGAAACAUCGCCGGAAUCAUCUUAGGGACCCUGGACUGAGGGUUCCUCCCACACUGCUCUCGCCAUUCAAAUAUUAUUAAUAAAGAUGUUUUACUCUCUCACGUUGCGCCGCCUUCCGCAGCAGUUCGUGUCGCCGCAGCGCUGUCGCAUGUGAGGGCGUCAAGACGACCGCAACCGCUUGAGCAGCGCCAGGGUUACCAGCAGUGCAGAGCGCGAGCAUUCAACACCACGUCAUUACUGGGAAAUGCUUACGCAGCAUUCAGACGAGUCCCUGUUGAGACGCUACGCUCUUCUUUCUUUUUUUUUUCAUUUUAUUUCUCUUUCUGCCUUCGGUUCGGUGGUGCGGGGUCACGUGACACAGACUUUCCGCUUUUUUUCUCUCUGUUUUCGGCGACACGGGGUGCGCGCCGACUGUCGGUCUCCUUAGCGUUCCCUAACUACAAUACGCUGCCGCACGCGCUGACGCAGCCGCCUGAUACCCGCUUCUGGGGGUGAAAAACAAGACUUCCGCGGUGUGACCGUGCCUCUCCCACAGUACGUUUAUUUAGAGCCGGUUUACACGGAAACAAGCCACGAUGUGAUCGCGGCUUCUCCUUUCGUUGACACGUGGCGCGCGCCUUCGCUCCGUUUCGAUAUCCAGCGCUAAAGUAACUUUAUUCCAGCGCGUGGCCAUACUUUAUUCCUGUGCAGGGGCGUGGCGCGAGGGCGGGAGGUGCGAGGAGAACUACGGGAUAGGAGAAACAGGCAACGCCAACGAGGAAGUUAUACCGAAAGAGAAGAACCAGGAAAAGACGUCUCCAGGAGAGCGGCCAGGCCGACCGACCGACCUCCCGAAGACGACGCCAGUUUCCAGGCAUCGCGGACAGGAGACCGGAUGAACAUUACAGCAGGAACGGUGAUGCCCGCCGAAGGGACGCAGGGCGUCAGGAAGGACGACGGAGCCGAGAUUCCGUCGACCGAAGAACUGGAGCAGCGGGCGAAUCCGCUGCGGCGCGACCUCGUCGCCAGCUGCCAGAGAGCGGCGGUGUGGCUCGUGUCGAUGGGGGUGGUACCUCGUCACGUGCUCAUGGUGCCGGACGGUCACCGGCGCUUCUCGAGGGCCACCGGCACCGACCUGCGCCGGGCGUACGACGUCGGGGUGCACAUGUGCGUCAAGCUGCGGGAAUGGUGCUUCCGUGCCGGAGUGGAUGUCAUAAGCGUCUCCGUGUUCACUGUGCGCAACUUACGCCGCAACGCGUUCGAGGUGACCUCUGUUCUGGACCAGGCGAAUCGGAUGCACGUCGAAGUCGUGGACAACGUAGGCGUCUACCGUGCCAGGGGAAUGCAGGUUGGCGCCUGCGGCGACCUCGAGCUGCUGCCCGAACAGUUGCGCUCAAGUCUGGCGCGUGCUGAGAUCGCCACAUCGAACAUGCGCGAAAACUGCCAAAAGAAGCAAAUAUCCUGCGCCGCAUACAACACCACGCACCAGAUGACCAGGAUGGCUCUGCAUCUGGCCAAGGCUGUCAAGGAAGGUGUCAUCCGGUCAGAGGACCUGACCAGCGAGUUCCUGGACGAGUACGUGGCGCUGACCGAGAGUCCCGAGACCGACCUGCUGCUGCGGUCGGGGGGCGACCAGCGGUUCAGCGACUUCCAGGUGCUGCAGUGCAACUACGCCUACUUCCACCUGGACGCCAAGCUGUGGCCCUCGGUGGGAUUCCUCGACUGAGCGCGAGUCAUGAUCCUCUUCCAGCUGCACUGGCCGGCUAUACAGGCCAUCAAGGAGAGGCACCGUCUAAUGGCUUCCUACGGCAGCGGCAGAUCGGAUCCCGAGCAAGUGAUUCGGCAGCGAACGUUCUUACGGCACCUCCACGCGGCUAACAUCCUCAACAUGGAACGGCUCGCUGGUCUCCGGAAAGACGUGGUUUGCCAAUAAAACUGUGUACCGGUUUUACUGCGAUAUAACGCCGCUAACACGGCAAACAGCGCAAGCGCGGAACAAGUAGACUGAAUACAAUGGAAAAACACAGACCGUUUUGGACCAGAGUUGCGGGUGUAGGGUCCUUCAUUACAUUCCCAAUCCCCUUCUGGAGUGUGGAGGACCCAGUGAUACAACUCACGUUAACUCCUCGGAAUGGUGGCACUUGCAUCAUUCUCACUGACUGUGUGACUGACUGUCAACCGUUUUCUAGAGACAUUCAGCCCAACAGUAUUAGCACGGUAACGUUUACUAAAGGGCACAUUCUCACAAUCUUGUGUACCUAUAAGUAAAAAUUGCAUAGUAACAUUUAUUCAAGUAACCUUAAUAAAGGAACAUCUCUCACAAUAUUUUGUGCCUGUAAA
Molecule: messenger RNA, 2386 nt
Organism: Dermacentor andersoni
Lineage: Eukaryota; Metazoa; Arthropoda; Arachnida; Ixodida; Ixodidae
Product: dehydrodolichyl diphosphate synthase complex subunit DHDDS-like
Biological process (GO): polyprenol biosynthetic process
Cellular component (GO): dehydrodolichyl diphosphate synthase complex; endoplasmic reticulum
Molecular function (GO): ditrans,polycis-polyprenyl diphosphate synthase [(2E,6E)-farnesyl diphosphate specific] activity
Source: RefSeq, a predicted model, not a curated record